GGAUCAGUCGUACGUCGAUCCUUCGCCACGUGAUCACGCUCUCGUCCACGUCAUCGCGUGGAGGGCUGGGCCAAGUGAAGAAGGGGAGGCGGCUGAUUGGUCUGGCGACAGCGUAGCUCCUCCCACCACAGUCUCAGCUACUGGGUGAACAGAGUAUAGUCAUAGCCGCCUCGCAACUCAUUUUGACAGAGGGGGCGGGUUUUAGAAGACCCCCCCCCCCUCCCCCCCCAAAUGGAGGGAAAUCCUCCAUUUGGGGGUGGGCAAGGGGGGGGGGGGGGGGUCUUUUACAGCGGAGCUGUCAAGGGCUAGUUUCUCCAGUUUCGUGUCCGUGGACAAAUGAAUCUCGACACAACCCUCUGGACAGCUACCGCCAUCUAUUAGCGACGGUGGCGUAAAAGCUUUUUCUUCUUCUUCUUUUUUUUUUUAAUUUGAUAUUAGAUUGAUUUUUGUUCUUCAUGUAUGAUUUUAUUUUUGUCCUUUUUUUUAAAUCUGAUAUUGGACUAAUUUUUGUCUUUCACGUAUAAUUUUUUUUUUUUUUUUCCUCAUAGAAAACAUUGGUUGUCGUAAAGUUGGCUCUGCCGUGCGGUCGGUCGCAAUGCGGGGAAGCCGCGCUCGAUGUGCUAGUUGCACAACAAUUAAUUGCACAUGUGCAACUGUAGCCGAUCUCACAAACGCGUGGAUUGCGGUUAAAAAAUUGAAAAUAUCGCGUUAUCCGGGUUUAUCUGAACGAUGGUUAGUGACCCAUGAAAGUCUGGAAACAAAGAAUUUGCUUGAGUUUUCAACGCGACAGCCGGAUGUGGCGUUCCCAGCAAAGUUUUUUUUCGCGUUCUCUUAUUUCGCGUCUGGAAUCCCAGUCCUGUAAAUGAAUAUCGGUUUGCGUCCGGAGCGUGGGUGGGUGGUCUGUCUUUCCUUACAGCGAGCCUCACUGGAACGACGCGGCGUGGCGCUAAUCGUCGUCUGGCGGCGAUCUCUCGAAGGCCGAAUGUCGUACGCGUCUGGAAGUCAUCCGACCUAAUUUUUUCUGCUCUCGUUCGUUUGAAUCCGCUCGCCCUUUUAUGCACCCUUGGUCCUCUUGUCCUCCUCUCCGCCUAUCAACUUCCUCAUUAAAAAAGAGACUGACAAGAAGGCACCGGAAAGAGCGCUAAUGGAAACGGGAAAGGGCAACGAGGAUUCCAAGCUGAUUCCAAGCCACGGAAAGAGGACGUCGUCGUCUGCUGAAUGUCCUUUUGAAACCGCGCCGUUACCCUGUCUCUAAGACGACCUGUACGUUCCGACCUUGCGGACAAGAGUGUGUGGUGGCCUACGGGCUGUGGACUGGAAAGACAAUGACGCUUCCCAACCCGUAUCCAACGUUCGUGGCUCACCGACCCCCACGGAGUCCAUCUCCGCGGCUCGGUCGAGUCGACUCGUCGGCCCAGCCUCGUCGCGUCGUAUCCAGCCGUCGCAGGAAGGCGAUUCCAACAGUGUCGGCGUCGACGAUGACUUCGUCGACCAUAACAGAGGACGAGGAGAGUAGCGGCGGCAGCGAGUGCAGUACGGGACGGCGAUGUCGAAGGGGUUGGACCCAUCGGGAUGCGCUGAUGCUGACGGACGCAUUUCGUAAUCCCUGGUGGAACUUGCUCCAGCAACAGCAGCAGCAGCAACAACAAACGUGCCCCUGGUUCGCGGCGGGGAUGCCGCCUUCUCCGCCGCCCGCGCCGCCCUGGUGGUGGGCGCCGGAGUCUGCUGUGCAUCAUUGCUGCACUCCGGUGUCUGGUGACUACGGCGACCUGCAGGACAAGGUUUCCCACCUCGAGAGCGAGAAGGAAAACCUGGCACUCCAGGUGAGUGUCCUCACCGACCAGCUCGAGCUGCAGAAGGACAAGCUGCUGGAACUGGAGGCAGCUCUGGCCGAGAAGAAGCAGCUUCUGGAAAGGACGGAGCAUCUUCUCAAGCAGGAGGUGUUGCUGAAGAAGAAGAUUGAGGCUGACCGCCUGGACAUUCUAGCCGACAUACCGGCACUGAAGCUGAAGGUAGCCACAACCGAACGGGAGAAGUCCGAGCUCGAGAGCAAAGUCAAGAAGUUGGAGACAGACGUUGUCCUUCUGAGGUCUUACCUUGCCGAGCGGGAGGCAGAACUCAUCACAAAGUGCGGGAAGAUCUCUCAUCACGGCUCUGUGUCUUCGGUCGGCGAUGGCAGUGGUCUUCGCUCGACCCCUACCAAGUUUGGACCGGGGCUCGACUGGAAGGAGAAAUCACCGGUGUCUUGUGAUGGCAGUGGCGACAAGCAAAUGUGCUCGGAACGGGAGGCACGCCUCACAGAGAAGCCUCCGAUGUGCCCCCGCAGUGCGUCGGCCACCCUGCCUUCGAACCACUCUGCUCUGAGGGCGAGCACGCCCUUGCAAAGCCUACACCGAGCCAACAGCGACGACGGCAUGCACAUGGCUGGUGGGGCCCGGCAGUACAGCAACAGCCUUCCGCGCAACCACGGCCACCAGGUGAAGUUGCAGGUGCCGGAAGAGCGGCCGGCCGAAGCACAGGACUCCGCGGGGGGCAGCUACCGGUCGCGCAAGAGCUCGACGGGCGUGUCGUUCGGUAAAGGCUUUUUCCGCUUGCGGUCUUCUCGGCGAACCUGCAGCGCCCCCGAACUAGCCCAGCCGGAACUGGUGGUCAUCCGACCGGGCUGCCAGACUUACUCUCCUCCUUCGACCUCCUCGACACUCAAGCACAGCAAGAGCAGGGGAAUCAAGAAGAUGUUCGGCAGGCUGAAGAGGAGCAACUCGCACACGAUGGACGUGUCGGACAGUUUUCAUCGUGGCGGUCUUCGAGCGACCGCGGGACCACGGCUGGGAUGGGCGCCCCCUUCGCAGAACAGUAGCCACUUCACGGAGAAGCCGGUGUCUCAGUGGAAGGCGGACACCAUCUCGAGCUGGAUGGAGAGCAUGGGUCUGGCGGUGUACAACGACACCUCGAGGUCGUACCUGUGCGACGGGACCAAGCUGCUCAAGGUCACGGCCUCCGAAUUGGAGAAGGACCUGGGGAUGAAGAACCCCCUGCACCGCAAGAAGAUGCUGCUGGCGGUGGAGUCGCUGAAGCCGGACGCGAGCGAGCUGGUCAGGGCAGCCUCCCUGCUGGACUGGCAGUGGACGCUGCGCUGGCUGGACGACGUCGGCCUGCCCCAGUACAAGGACGCCUUCAGCGAUGCCCUGGUGGAUGGACGAGUGCUCAACGUCCUCACCGUGGAUGACCUGGUUCAUAUGAAGAUCACAAACCAGUUUCACCACAUCAGCAUGAAAAGGGGAAUUCAGGUUCUGCGGCUUAACCAAUUUGAGCCUUCCUGCCUCAAGCGAAGGUCCUUACCCGACGAGCCGAAGCAGUACUCGCCGCUGGACGUUUCUCUGUGGACCAACCAUCGGGUGAUGGAGUGGCUCCGGACGGUGGACCUGUCGGAGUAUGCCCCCAACCUCCGCGGAAGUGGGGUCCAUGGAGCACUGUUGAUCUACGAGGACGCGGUGACGUGCGACGUGUUUGCGGCCAUCUUGAGCAUCCCGGGGAGCAAGACGCUGCUGCGUCGGCACCUCUCACUGCAGAUGAAGCAGCUGCUGGGACCACGCAUCAUGCAGCGCAAGCGCUCCCGAGAGUCCGACCCCGGCCACGUGCCACUCUCGCCCAGCGCCAAGGUGAAGACUGCAAAGAAAAGCCAGUUCUCGCUUCGCUGGCGCAAAUCCAAGUCCGGGGAAUCCCAAGCGUACGUCUGCCCGUUCGAGCCGGACAGCGUGGUGGAGGACGUGUCCUUCGAGUCGACCGGCGACAGCUCCCUCGAUAGUUCCUUCUCGUCCAGAGAAAAAGAUGCCAAGACUGCCCACGAAAUCGAAGCUGUCUCCAAUGAGAUAUCAUCCUUCAUGAAACUCCAAGAGGUCAAGAACCUCGACUCCUUAGCUUCGACGAACAUUUGAUCAGACGCCGCUCGGGUAUAAGAGUGCCUUAGCCCGUUUUCAUAACUGAAACAAAGAAGAAAAGCACAUACCAAAGCACAUUCUAGCUUUACAGUGAAUUGCGUGUGCCUUUUGUGGGGACUUCCAUGGUUGGACGGUCUCUAUAAUGAGCAGGUCUAGUGACGGGGCACUCUGCGGCUUUUAUGCGUAUAAUUUAUUUAUUUGUCACGCUGAAGUCUGGCCUAAUUAAAAGAAAGAAAAGGCAAUGCCGGUGCACAACAGGGAAUCAAAAGAAGGUUUUUGACUACGAACACCCUUUGUGCAGCAGUCCCGUUGCAUGCCGAGAAAUGCAAGCGUCGCUUUUCCGUUGUCCCAUUACCGAAGGUAACAACCCUUUCUGCAGACCCCAGUAAGCAGGUGUAAAAGUGCAUUCACACUUGCGAGUCGCAGCUGUCGGGCGACAAAUUUUAUUGCAAAAGUGGCAGUCGCAAGUCGCGAAAGCGACCGGUCUAGAGCGGCCGCUUUGCGGCUGAACUAAUCAGCGGCAUCUCAAAAGUGACGUGCGGUGCGCCUCGCGUUUGUUUACGUCCGGCACGCCGAAUUUCUGUGGGAGAAGCAACCGACACGUCCAUCCAAUGCUGCGGCGGCCUCGGUUUGCUGUAGUGGCCGUGGUUACAGAGCCAAGGAGGUCCUUGCGGUGGCUCUGAUCGGCGCUUUUAAAAAAUACCCAUCUCUUCGUAAAAGCAGCACCCCGACUUGAGCGAGCGGCCGAAAAAUGACUCGGCCCGGCAGCAAAUUUGUGCCGCUUUUGGCUCGACAGAUGCAUACUGCGACCCGGUAGCGGUGGUAGCUCGAGCGAGCGUUCACCGACGAAGCGAUAUUGCUUUGUUUUACGGUUACAAAGGACCCAGGCCAACGUAGCAAACCUUUUUUUUUAUAUGGCAACAAUGACGCACCUGUAGCCGUGGGACAACGAAAAUGAGAAUGCAGCAAAACGUGAACCCGAGCUGUGGCGGGGAGGACAAAAUCAACGGUGGGGAUCUUGAGAGGUUUCGAGAAGCGACUCGCAAAUCGCCCGCAGCGUGAUCGUCGGUGGUCGCUUGUAGCACGUUGCUAGUCAGACGCACGGCUGUCGCGAGUUGCAGGUGUGAAUGCGCCGUAAGCGGUGAAGGCCAAUGAGCUAAGUAAACCAACAAAAAUGUGGCUGAGCGGCAAAUUUGAGUGUGCAUGUCUUGCUGUCAUACGUUAACGCGUCGGUAAAGCAAAAUUUUUUUGGGGUGGUUUCGUUCUGUUUGAAACAUUGCAGCUAAUCUCUCUCCGUCUGAGACGUUUGUUUGCUCCCACAGCUGAGUGCAGCACCGCUAAAGGGGUGACCUAAAUGAAAUUAAGUUUAGUUUUAUCAUUUUAAUAGUUUGAAAAAUGUAGCGGAGGUGUUCCACUGUAAUAUUGUGCCAAGUUCUGAUCGAGAAAGACUGUUUGUUCACUGUCGAAUUGCACUGUUCAUGCACGAUGUGCCCCAAUUUGUGAAGAGCUUCCAAAGCUAUGCGCUGGCGCGUCCCUACCUCUUGGUCAUAGCUUCGCCUAAUUUCAUGAUAUGUCUCGCACAACUCCACAAAUAUCAAGCAAGGUUAGAGGAAUCCUAAGAGCAGAAUGUUUGUAGCUCUGACAGCAUUGUACGCAGUCCUUGCAACAAGAUAGAGGACAGGAAUGCGUGUUUUGCACUUCCAUGCUUAUUUUGCACACGCUUUUUACGCGGAUUUUAAAAUGUGCCUCGUCUGCUGCGAAGGAAUGUAAUGGCACGAAAUGCAUUUCACCGAUGUACUUGCUCGGUGUCGGUGCAGCUUCAGACUACGUAGCCAUUUGUAGUGGGGGUAUACUCUGAAAUAUGACAGUCAUAUGUAGGUCCGUGUGUGCUUUAUCGAGGUAUUUUUAUACGAGAGUUUGUCUCCAUACCUUUAAAUUGAAGACAGCCACUUUACAAAAGAAGUGCCUUUGUGAUGGACCUUAUGCAGUGAGUGUUGUGUUCAGCCAUUGGCAGGUGCCUUGUCAUGUACUUGAAAUAAAUUUUGUACCAUCAAAUUA
Ixodes scapularis (black-legged tick) is the source of this 5996-nucleotide messenger RNA. RefSeq names its product liprin-beta-1 (gene Liprin-beta). The record is from RefSeq and is a predicted model, not a curated record. The transcript has 18 exons. Gene Ontology annotation, molecular function: protein binding. Lineage: Eukaryota; Metazoa; Arthropoda; Arachnida; Ixodida; Ixodidae. Gene Ontology annotation, cellular component: presynaptic active zone. Gene Ontology annotation, biological process: neuromuscular junction development. Bases 1326 to 3935 code for a protein of 869 amino acids.